Molecule: messenger RNA, 1680 nt
Organism: Andrographis paniculata
Lineage: Eukaryota; Viridiplantae; Streptophyta; Magnoliopsida; Lamiales; Acanthaceae
Product: protein IQ-DOMAIN 22-like
Exons: 4
Coding region: 99-1541 (480 amino acids)
Molecular function (GO): protein binding
Source: RefSeq, a predicted model, not a curated record
GCGUUUGAUUCUCAAACACUCCACCACACAGACUGAUCUUCCUUCCCUGUGCUCUCUGCUGUUGCUUCUUCAGGAGGCGAAUUUUCAUCGCUGCGGCAAUGGGGAAGGCAUCUAGGUGGUUCAGAGGACUUUUAGGGUUAAAGAGCAGCGCCAAUUCCGACCAGAGCACCCCAGCCAAGCCGCCGGCGAGGAAGAAAUGGAGUUUCGCGAAAAAAGACCGCCAGAAACAGCACCAAGAGCACGGAGCCGCUUUUUCCGGCGACAACGGGGACGAUGCCGCUAGGCACGCAAUCGCGGUGGCCGCGGCCACCGCUGCAGCGGCGGAGGCUGCUGUUGCGGCGGCUCAAGCGGCGCAAGCGGCUGUAGUGCAGCUCACAAGUAGCGGAAGGAAUAUUUCUGUGUCGGGGAGUGGUAGCGAUGUGAGCGUUGCGGCGGCGUGUGUUAGUCAAGGUGUCGGAGGGUACCGGAGCCGCGAGGAGUGGGCUGCUGUUACGAUUCAGUCACAUUUUCGUGCUUAUCUGUCCAGGAGAGCCUUGAAGGCACUGAAGGGAUUGGUAAAGCUUCAAGCCCUUGUUAAAGGCCACCUUGUGAGAAAACAAACUGCACAUACACUUAAACGGCUGCAAGCACUUGUAAGAGCACAAGUGCGAGCCCGGGCCGCGAGAGUUCCUGUUACCGAUCCACAAUAUUCGACACUGAAGUCCCUCCAUUUCCAUCACCAGGGACCAGCAACGCCUGAGAAAUUUGAUCAUGGUGUGGAACAAUCCAGGGCCAUGAAACACCAACAAUUAAUGAUGCUCAAGCGGAAAGGCUCCAAAUCGAGUAGGGGAGUAAAAGGGUACUUUACCUGGAUGGAUAGCAGCAGAUCCGGCGAAAGCUUAUCCGAACAAGGAUGCUUUAACAGAUCUCUUCCCACAGAUGACGAUAGAAGCGACAAGAUUCUUGAAGUCGACACUGGGAAACCUCAGACCAUUCCCAAUCGAAGAAUGCUCUUCUACUCCUCUCAUCUUAGCCUCGGUUCUGACCAGAAUUGUCAAAGCAUUUCAACAUCAAAGGACUCCACAGCUCACUGCCAACCAGUUCACAGCCCAUCCGAAGUUCAAUCUUUAAAGUUCCCACAAGAUGCCGAUGAAUCUGCAUUCUGCACAGCAGACAACAGCCCGACAUUCUACUCAUCAUCAUCCAGGCCUGGCACCACUAAGCCAACCGCAUUCACUCCUGCUAAAAGUGACGGCUCAAGAAGCUGCACAAGUGGUUACUCUGAUCACCCUAACUACAUGUCCUACACCGAGUCAUCAAAGGCUAAGGCACGUUCACAGAGUGCCCCUAAACAAAGGCCACAGUAUGAUCGAUCAAGCUCUACAAAGAGAUAUUCAAUCCACACAUACGGUGAUUCAAGGCCUAUGCAGAAAGGUUCAUCCUUCCAGCCUAACUACACUCACACAAUAUAUCCAGGAUCUGGCCUCUUAGACAGACAUGGAAUUCCUAUUCGAGGUAACCUCGACGGAUUCAACACCGGAAAUUGGCACAACUAUCACUAAUGGCUUGAACUUUCUACUACUAAGUUAUUCACUAAUUCUAGUUUAGCCUUUAGACUUGUUUAAGCAUAGCAAGAGCCCUAACUAGUAAAAAUGUAGCUGCAACAGAAUUGUUUGUAUUAACGAAUCUCAUAUUGUUUUA